Phyllotreta striolata is the source of this 2343-nucleotide messenger RNA. NCBI's taxonomy places the organism in Eukaryota, Metazoa, Arthropoda, Insecta, Coleoptera, Chrysomelidae. The record is from the annotation of a GenBank genome assembly.
UGUCAUCGCAUCUGACAAGUAAAUUUACCACAUGUAAUUCGGUGAAUUGAUGUGUUUUGCACAAUUAGUGUAAUAUUUCAUCAUACUUCAAGUAUUACUGACUUAGAAAAAUGAGCGACACGGCGGAGAAAAAGGUCGAAAACAAAAAUCAAAAUCAAGGUGAAAAAUCGAAGAAGAAAAAUAAAUCUGCGCCGGGUGGUGGCGAUUCCGGUGCCCUAAAGGAAUUAAAACCUUGGCCGAAGUACAUCGAAGACCGGCUGAAAGUGUGGGAUAAACUAAAAUCCGAGUACGAUGCUGAGCUUGCGAAUAAACCAGAAUCGCCUAUAAAAGUAACGCUGCCAGAUGGGAAGAUCGUGGAUGGCGUGGCUUGGAGAACGUCACCAUAUGAUGUAGCAAAAGGGAUUAGUCAAGGUUUAGCUGAUAAUACUGUAAUAGCCAAAGUCAACGGAGUUCUAUGGGAUUUAGAUAGGCCUUUAGAAAGUGAUUGCUCCCUUCAAUUGCUUAAAUUCGACGACGAAGAGGCUCAAGCGGUAUUUUGGCAUUCCACUGCUCAUGUGCUCGGUGAAUCCCUCGAACGUUUGUACGGAGGAUGCCUUUGCUACGGCCCACCGAUAGAAUCCGGUUUUUACUAUGAUAUGUUCCUAGAUGAUAAAGGAAUAUCCCAAACCGAUUUCCCAGCUGUAGAAAACCUCAUGAAAUCUAUUGUAAAAGAAAAACAGCCGUUUGAAAGACUCGAAAUGAAGAAGGAAGAUUUACUUGAAAUGUUCAAGUACAACGAAUUUAAAGUUCGUAUUCUGAACGAGAAAGUUAACACACCAACCACCACUGUUUACAGAUGCGGUCCUCUUAUAGACCUAUGUAGAGGGCCCCAUAUUCGCCAUACUGGCAAAAUAAAAGCCCUUAAAGUCACCAAAAACUCCUCUACCUACUGGGAAGGAAAGGCGGACGCGGAAACCCUGCAAAGAGUCUACGGAAUAAGUUUCCCCGACUCGAAAAAAUUAACCGAAUGGGUGCAUUUACAAGAAGAAGCAGCCAAAAGGGACCAUAGAAAAAUAGGAAGGGAACAGGAACUGUUCUUCUUCCACGAAUUAUCACCAGGCUCUUGCUUCUUCCAACCCAGAGGGGCUCACAUCUACAACACUUUAGUAAACUUCAUCAAAAAGGAGUACAGAAAAAGGGGAUUCGAAGAAGUUAUUUCGCCUAACAUGUACAACGUGAAGUUGUGGCAAACCUCGGGACAUUGGUCUCAUUAUUCCGAGAACAUGUUCUCGUUCGACAUAGAAAAAGAAAAAUUCGCACUGAAACCGAUGAAUUGCCCGGGCCACUGUCUUAUGUUCGAUAAUCGCGUUAGAUCUUGGAGAGAACUUCCGUUGAGAUUAGCCGAUUUCGGUGUUCUGCAUCGAAACGAACUAUCAGGCGCCCUUACAGGACUCACCAGAGUUAGAAGGUUCCAGCAGGACGAUGCGCACAUUUUUUGUGCUAUGGAACAAAUCACGGACGAAAUAAACGGUUGUUUAGAUUUCGUAAAAUAUGUAUACUCUGCGUUCGGAUUUACCUUCGAUCUUUGCUUGUCCACCCGACCCGAGAAGUACAUCGGAGAAGCAGCCCUGUGGGAUUCGGCCGAAAAAGCUUUGGAAGACAGCUUGAAUAAAUUCGGGCAACCUUGGAAGUUCAAUCCCGGCGAUGGCGCAUUUUACGGCCCGAAAAUCGAUAUAACAAUUAAAGAUGCCUUAAGGAGAUCUCACCAAUGCGCAACGAUCCAAUUAGACUUUCAGUUACCCAUUAGAUUCAACUUAUCUUACAUAGCCGACAGCGGUGAUAAGAAGAGGCCGGUGAUGAUUCACAGGGCCAUUCUAGGAUCUGUAGAAAGGUGUAUAGCCGUUUUGACGGAAUCGUACGCUGGGAAAUGGCCGUUUUGGUUGUCUCCGAGACAGGUCAUGGUGAUUCCCGUUGGUCCCCCUUACGAUGAUUACGCCAAAGAAGUCAAGCAGCAGCUGUUCGAGGCCGGUUUCAUGGCUGAAGUGGACACCGAUCCUGGCGAUACGAUGAACAAAAAAGUCAGAAACGCCCAACUCUCCCAGUUCAAUUUCAUUCUGAUUGUUGGGGAAAAGGAGAAAUCGAAUAAAACUGUCAACACUCGUACUAGGGACAAUGUAGUCCACGGAGAAUCUUCUUUGGAGGAUUUAAUCAAGAAAUUCAACCAGCUGGUCGAUAACCAUUCAUCCGAAUGAUUUUAACCGAAAAACGUAUUGUUCGAUUACUUAAAUUUUCAUUGUUAUGAUAGUACUUUUUUUAAGUUUUGUAAUUUAUGAUUUAAUUUAAUAAACUUUAGCUUGAUGCCUU